AUGCCGGCAAAGCCUUAUCCGACGCUCGACUGGCUCCAGGACAGCAUCUUCACCAAGAUAAUGAGGGAGAGUGACGGCCCGCGUGACCCCGACACGCCUUCUUUGACCACUCUGACCGUGUCUCCCGAACAAGUCGCUGCCGUUCCGGGGAUGUCAGACCUCAUCGAAUCGAUCCGACAAUACGUGACGCCUGACAGACCUGAAAAUGGUGCAGGAAACGUUGCGAUCGUCUUUUCUGCGAUUUUCACGGCCCUGCGCACCGGCGGCGUGACGAUGGAAAGAAAUCGUCUGGCCCUAUCGCACUUCCAGUUCGGGUUCCGCGGCGAGGGAUACGAGAUCCCGCUCUCGUUGUCCCUGCUUCACGCAGCUUCGCAAACGCAGCCUUUGGACGCUUCAGGCGCGUCUCCUGGGAGCGUGGACCGUCGCAGUCCAAGAAAGAGGAAACAUGCGAAGGCUGCGGCUCAGGAAGCAUGCACUCGGCACACGCUCUUGCUCAAGAAGCUUUUCGAGAGGGUCGAGGCCGCGAGUGGUGACUCUCGAACGCUCGCGCGUCACCUUAGCGCCAGGGCCGUAGUAUCUUCCGCGUCUCCCCCGUCGCCGGGCACGAUCACGGCUUCUGCAGUGGCAGAACAGCUCGAAGAGCUGCUGGAUCGAGAGUCCGAGUGCAAGAGGGCGACGAGAAGAGUCUACGAAGCCUACGCGCAGCUCGGGGAUUCCUUCGUCGGACUUGUCGCUCAUGUUUGCCAGGACACACCACCGUCGGCCGAAACGAAGGCGUUUCACCGAAAGUGUUUCGCGAUUUUGGAGGACGUUACGACUCGUUGGACAAGGCGGGCCGAGCUGAGUCGGCCUGCUCUCGUCAAGCGCUUGGAGCGGGCAAGGAAGAUUCAUCUGCUUGCGCGCUGCUUCGGCGAGCAAGUCCUGACCAGCGAAGCUCUGACGAUGCGUCUGGUCGACAGAACCACGUUCCAAUCGUUCUCUAUCCUCCUGCAAGAAGCAGCUCAAGCUCCACGCGCAAGUGAGAGCGAAGAAGCGUCUGCAAAAUGGAACGCUGCCGUCCCCGGUACGCGCUGA
Moesziomyces antarcticus is the source of this 1074-nucleotide messenger RNA. RefSeq lists its product as uncharacterized. The record is from RefSeq and is a predicted model, not a curated record. The coding region runs from base 1 to 1074 and encodes 357 amino acids. Lineage: Eukaryota; Fungi; Basidiomycota; Ustilaginomycetes; Ustilaginales; Ustilaginaceae. The transcript has 3 exons.